UUUCAGCUUCAUGCAACUACGUUAACGUGCAAAGAUUCUUGCGUGCUCUCUCAUGCAACGUGAAGAACGCCCAGAGAGUAAAUCGGGGAGUCGUACCCUCCUUCCGCGAUUGUUUAUCCAUCGGAGCCACGAAGAACCAAACGUGCCAUAUACUGAUCGUCCCGCGAUAUCAUCUCCAGUUUUCACACCUGGCGUGCGACCACCCCCUCAUAUCCUUGAAAGGGUAUCACGCAGCUUGCAUCGAAAACGGCAAACUAGCAGCAAUCGCAGUAAUCUUAGUUAUUCGCCAUCGAUAUACCCUGAAGAUCAGCCCGAGUAUCUUCCUUCGCCGGAAUCGCGCAAAAAAUUGACUCCCAAAGGGCUCUUCGCUCAGCCCAGGGCAAUCAAUACUGAGAAUCAAGCACAAAGACACCAUAGCCCUUCUCGAAUCUUUGAGCGCCCCAUCGUCUCCCGCCUUCCUCCGCUCGCCGGCAAGAAAUCACCCACAAUGCCUACUCUAUCCUACACCGAUGGCACACGCAGAGAGCACCAAGAAAAUCACCGCGGCGGCAUGCCGACGAGCGUACAAUGGAUUAUAGUCGUGAUUUUAACUGGACUAUCCGUGUUAGGCCUAUUGGGCUUUUUGGACAUCCAUCCGCCAGCCAAAGAGAAGUUGCCUUUGACCACCGAAACAGCAAGCGUAUCGACGAGUAUUCUACUGGAAACUGCAACAUCGAAGACGACUAAAGAUACUAGCAGUGAAACAACGCACGUCAACUAUACUUCACCCUCGACAUCAACAACGACGACGACUAAAAAGAGCGAAUCGAAAUCCAUCUCGACUUCAGUCGCACCGUCAAAAUCAACACCACAUCCAACAUCUACGACAAGUCAGGAGCACAGCUCGAAAGCGUUACCCGUACACGUAAGGGCAACACAAACAGCGGACUCAUUGAGCAUCAACGUACGCGAUGUGGAAGAUCAGAUCCAGCAGCGUGAUCGGUACUCUGAAGAAGAACCAAGUAUCAUCGUCCCAGAAACUUCCUCCACUGUGCCUCCAUUCAUCAAGACCUCAGCAUUGUCCAUAUCCUCCCCUGACUCCCCUCACGAUAUAACCAACUCACCUCCACCAUCUCUGACUCCCCUAACGACAACCUCACCCCCAAACCACGCCCGCGACUUCCCCCUCUCCAUCAAAAACCCCCUCACCCACUUCCCAACCCCAAACCUCCCCUCCGCCCUGAUAUCCUCUCUCCACUCCAAAGCCACCUCCCUCAUCCCCAAGCCCAACCUCGACCUCACAGUCCGCAUCCCUUUCGCCCGCGUAACCGACAUCCCGGACCUACACCUCCCCCCAGCCAUGACAACCCGCCCGCCCCCCAACUUCGACAUCCCGAGCACCAGCGCCGGCGCCUCCACGGCCAUCAGCCCCUGUCUGUGGGUACUCAUCGCGAUCUACGGCGCCGUGCUGCUCGCCCUCAUAGCCAUCUUGUCGUACGCCGCACACAUAGUGUUCAAGUAUAAGAAAUCGAUCGACGACAUCGUGAACACGGGGAGGGAGGCGAAGGCGUACGUCGAGAAGAUGAUGCGGGAGGGGAAAGACGUGCUGGUCAAGGGCUUCGACGGACUGCAGCAGAAGCUUGUGGAUAAGCUCGCGAGCGGGCUGAAGGGGAUUCCGGGCGUGAAGUUUGAUUUUGGGGACUUCAAGCCUAAUGCUGUGAGGGCGGUGGAGGGGGUUGGGGAUGCGGAUGGGGUGGAGGAGGUGAGGACGCACUGUGAGAGCUUGACUGGUGGAGUGGCUCCGACGCCCAUACGAGACUCGCGGUUCAUGUACAAGCGUGUCACGAGUGCGUCGAUUAUCAAUCACCACGGCCAUACAACGCCAAUGUGCAAAAACUUGCUCUCUGCGACUCCAACUCCAACUUCAACUAACACGGUCACGGUACUCGCAGAGCCAGUCUUGCAAGCAGGCGCCGCGUUCUCUACAUCCCCAUUCCCAUUCCCACUGCCAUUGAUCUUGGCUUUUGUUGUCUUAUUCCAUUCUUUGUUUGGCAGGUUCUAAAGGGCGUGCUGGACAUGCA
Aaosphaeria arxii CBS 175.79 is the source of this 2060-nucleotide messenger RNA. RefSeq lists its product as uncharacterized. The record is from RefSeq and is a predicted model, not a curated record. The transcript has a single exon. NCBI's taxonomy places the organism in Eukaryota, Fungi, Ascomycota, Dothideomycetes, Pleosporales. The coding region runs from base 53 to 2041 and encodes 662 amino acids.